This is a messenger RNA of Ochlerotatus camptorhynchus, 3774 nucleotides long. RefSeq lists its product as uncharacterized. Gene Ontology annotation, molecular function: protein binding. The record is from RefSeq and is a predicted model, not a curated record. The transcript has 2 exons. NCBI's taxonomy places the organism in Eukaryota, Metazoa, Arthropoda, Insecta, Diptera, Culicidae. The coding region runs from base 17 to 3739 and encodes 1240 amino acids.
GAGAGAAUAAAGAUACAUGGUACACGCGCGUUGUUUUGAUUACACAUCGAAGUUUUGCUUUUCAUGUACGGUAAACAUGUAUUUCAAGCGUUGUGAAAUGGAUGAAGCAUUCGAUAGGUUUAUCCUGUCGCUGGCCAAAAGAUCUGCGAACCACUCCGACUUCCUCUACGUCCUAUCCGGUGAAACGCUAGGCAAAGACGUCAGAAAUUACGUUCUAGCUCUGCAUCGGAACAAGGAACACGAAGUGGAGCUUUCCGUCGCAGAAUAUCGCGUCAGUAUCGAGGAUUACCAACACGUACAGUCCAGGGAUAACGAUAUUAAAAAAAUUACCCAAAAUCUGCCCACUCAAGCUCCCCGAGCUGAGCGAUCCAAGCGAUAUCUAAUCUUGGCAAACUUCCACGAUGAAAUAAGCGUAGCCGACGCACAGAUCAUCAAUCAAGCUGUGCUGGAGCGUCAGAAUGUGCUGCAAUACCCGCAGAAGUUGCUAAACAUCCUUCGAGCUGCCAGGAUCGAUCGUAAACUGGGUGGCAGCAACAUCUACGAAUUCUUUUUAAAUUUCAAAAAUUCCAAGAAAACCGUAAAACAACUCUUACUAACCGACUGCUUCGAGGCUUCGACAGCGCCAAACGCUUACUACCGAUUGGAUCCGAUCGUAAAGAACGGCAUCUGCCUCAUGGAGCUGUACGAAGAUCCCCAGGGUGCAGACUUGGGCCUUUUCCUCAUCCGGGAAGCAACUGACAACCCCCUGAUAACCCACGUCCAACCGGCUCGACAGCUGAGCGAAGUAACCGACGCGACUCGGUUCAUUGUAAAUUACACCGUAGCGUUUGAAGACCUUUGCCGGCUACGAACGAGCGGAAAGUGCCACGAAGUAAUCUACCGCGAAGACUACGGACUGGUGUACUGGAUGAAAAGUUCCGGUUCGACGAACAAGCUACGACCUUUCUUGAGUUGCGGUGACACAGAUUCCUACGAACGGUGCGUUCCACCAGGGCAUUGGUUGAACGUGAUCUACGCCGAGCGAAGCGCCGGGAAGAGCGCGUUCCUAAGGUUUCUUGAGCGAGAGUUCCGUCGGUUGAAGGCGUUUUCUGUCGUUCGGGUGGUAGAUGGAGUUAAGCUGGACGAAUUGAGCGGCUUAUCGUUGGAGGACAAGCUGAGGAAACUCUGCGAAGUGAAAACGGAGAAGGAAUUUGAAGCUCUGGAAGUUUUGAUGAGACGCCCAGAAGAGGUACUGUUACUGUUCGACGCCGUAGAUCACAUCGGUAAUUCGGUGGUGGAGUUUUUUAAGGAGCUCGAAGAAGGAUUUGAUGGAGCUGUGAAGGUCUGGAUUGCGGCUGAUCGCAAACUGCAAAAUCUGAUCGAGAACAGUUUUCCUGUAGUUAGUCACGAGUUUCCGGUGUUGAACGAAGGCGAACAAGCCAAAUGCUUGAAGGUUAUGGCUCCCCAUUUAAACGAGGGUCAACUAGAAAAGGCAUUGGCCUUGGCACGGCAGCAGAACGCCUAUGAGGUUGAUGGGUAUCCCAUCAAUCAUUCGUUCACGGGCAACGUGUUUCACUUGAAGUUAGUAGCCGAAGUAGGUUUGGAAGAUAGUCAAUCCAAGUACCAACCUGAUCUGCUUGAGCUGUUUGUGCAAAUCCAUUGCAUUUCCGGUAAUCACGAAGAAUUGGAGGAAAAGUGCUACCGAAUGAUCGCUGAAGGUCACUAUGAUGCAGCGGUGACGCGCCUGUGUCUGCAUUCAACCAUAGUGGAAUAUCUGGCGGCUAAAUAUCUUGCUAGGCGACUCGAAUUGAUUACCUUAGAACUCUACCGCAAGUUCCGUUCUCUAGGAAACAUGUUGGACCGUAUCUUGGUUCGGAACUGCAAUCUUGCCAGAGCAGUUUUGAACAAAGAUCUAGAGCAGGUGCAAGCAAAUCUUGAACAACGCGGGACAUCAUUCGACACACUUCGCCGAACUCCUUUGCAUCUAUGUCACGACGCCCUUCCCAUCGCUGAAGUUUUGAUUUCCGCCAGUAUCGAUUUUGAAGUUCGUUGUCUCCUCUCCGAUUGCACACCUCUUCAGAUGGCAGACGAACGGCACGAUUGGAAACUGGUUGACCUACUUCUCAAGCAUGGAGCAAAUGCUAGCUUUCCAUCCUUGCGACUACGUUUGAUGCCGUCAAAUGAGCUAGUCAAAGUUCUAGAUAGCUGUAUCGCUUACAACCUUUCGGAGUUGACUCGUUGGAUUCUGACUAAUCGCCCGGAUCUUCGGAUAACACAACCGAUCAUCUACGCCCUCAGUGUCUACGAAGAGUUCAAUCAGGAACUGUCCGAUAGGAUUCUUGAAUUGGCCUUCGAUCAAGAUCUACCGACCCGGGAAGCUCCUUACCGGUUCAUGUGGGGCAAUACGGCUCUACAUCUAGCAGCUCACGGCAAUCGGUUGGAACUUUGUCGUUUCCUUGUAGAGAAACUGAAGUUUGACGUCGACGAGGAAGACUACAGUGGACAAACAGCUAUCGACGAAGCACGAGAUGUCGCAGUGGUGGAGUUUUUGAGAAGCAGAAGUGCAAGGAAGUCUAGAAAGAACAUGGUUUCUGCCAGCGAACCGGAUGAUAGGCGUGAAAGUACUCAGGGAUCGGUGUUCUUCAGAGCAUGCUACUCGGACAACCUGGACUUAGUUCGCUAUGCCGUCGAACAGGAAGGUCACAAUCCUCUUGAGAAGGAGCGCGGUUCCUACGGGCUUAUCCAAGCAGCAGCUUGGGGAAGUUUUCCGAUUGUGCAGUAUCUAUACGAAGUGGGUUUCCACGACCAUCUAGACCUGGAGGACGAUUCGCAAUACACGGCCUUGGCGACAGCUGUUCGCUAUGAGCAUUUCGAAAUCGUGAAAUUUCUAGUCGAGAAAGGAGCAGACACCGGCAAGAUCCGCGAUACACCCGCUAAUCGAGAGCUGUUAAACUUCAUGAUCGAAAGCUUUGAAUUCAAACCGGUCGUUAAUUUUGAGGCUUUGGCCAAUCUGAGCCUCGAAGAUUUGCGAGAAAUCGCGUUAGAUUUUUCAACGAAAGAUGAGAACGGAAGAAUCUUCCUGCACUACUACGUCGAGUACUACUCAGAUCCGGAAAUUCUACGCUUCCUCCUGACCAAAUACGACGACAUAGACUUGGAAUGCCAACACACCGGAAGAACUGCGCUUCACGAAGCCCUGAUAUCUAACCAUCCCCAACUGGUCGACGUACUGUUGGAAGCCGGAGCAGACUUUCGAAAACGUUGCAGUCAAACCGGUCGGAGCGUUUUGCACUUUGCUGCUGCGGCCAUCAACAAACGGCACAUGGAGUCGUUCUUGACCAAAUCUGGCCUGACUAUCGACGAUCGAGACAAGGACGGUCAGACGAUCAUGUUUUAUCUGAAAACAGGUUCGGUUGAAACCGUUCGGUAUUUGGUCGAUCACUACGGAAUGGAUGUUAAUGCUCGGAACAAUCAAGGUCAAAGCAUUCUGCACAAAACGAUCAUAGAACCGACGUACUUCUACUUGCAUGAACUGGAAAUUCUAUUGAGAGACGUUGAAAUUAGACAGAACAUUACCGAUCUACAGGGGAGACUAGCUUUACACUACGCUGUGGAGCAAGAUCAACUCAAAGCAGUUCGUCUGAUGGGUCGCUACGGCUACCUAGAACUUGACCUGAAAGAUUGUAGCGGCAAAAGUCCCCGGAUGUUGGCCGCAGAACUCAACCGAACUGAGAUUUUGCAGUACUUCAACAGUUUGUAAAUUACAGAUACAAUAUAAUUUAGGUAAAAUAAAAA